Messenger RNA from Exaiptasia diaphana, 1143 nucleotides. Its product is annotated as placenta-specific gene 8 protein. The record is from RefSeq and is a predicted model, not a curated record. Lineage: Eukaryota; Metazoa; Cnidaria; Anthozoa; Actiniaria; Aiptasiidae. The transcript is spliced from 4 exons. The coding region runs from base 178 to 654 and encodes 158 amino acids.
AGACCGCUUCAUUAUAAUCAGUCCACAGAAUMUUUGUGGACUAUUCACCCAACCGCGAACGGCUGACAUAUAGUUCUACAGAAUACUUGCUACAACUUUCUCUUCAGACAAGCUGUUUGUUUUCUUCUGAUCACAGCAUAAAUUGAAAAAUAUCAACUGUGUACGUCUAAUCCCGUCAUGGACAAUCCGACAAUUACAACCGAACCAACAGCGCCUCCAACAUAUCCUGAUCAGGGGUACAUUCAGGCAGGGUACCCACAACAAGGGUACCCCCCUCCACAGGGCUAUCCCGGUCCUCAGCCGUACCCUCCAAGUCAUCAAACAACAACUAACGUUACGGUAAUACAGCAACAGCCUACCGUAAAACAGCCAAGAAAAUGGAGCUCUGGCAUGUGUGGCUGUUUUGAAGACUGUGGUUCAUGUUUUUUGGGAAUGUGUUGUCCUUCUUGUCUGUUGACUGAAGUAUCUUCACGUAUGGGAGAAGGGUGCUGCUUCACUUGCUGCUGUCCUGGAUCGUUGCUUGGACUUCGUAUCAAACUUAGAGUAGAGAACAAUAUCCAGGGUUCUCUAAUGGAUGACUACUGUGCCGUCAUGUGCUGUCCUUUGUGUGUCUUGUGCCAGCUGUCCAGAGAACUCAAGAGCCUUGGACGUUAAAAYUYCCCAUUUCUGCACACUCAAACAAAUAAGAAUAAAUCUUAUAAUCCACAGAGUGYCUGUCUAGAGACAGAACUCAAGCACCUUGAGCUUUAAAAUACCCAAUUUGUGCACUAUCCCAUAUUGCACACAAGACUUUGCGUUCUGGCAGCUGUGCUGUGAAACAACAUCUCAGCCACAAAAUUCAGAUAAUAAUUAGCAACCAUAUAUAAAACUAACUAAUAAUAAUMAUCAUAAUACAAUAAUGAUAAUGAUGACAAUAAUGAUAAUAGUAAGUCAGAURUUAAGCCAGUGAGCACUCAAUGAAAUGAUGGUUGAAAAGUACAUCAAAGGAAGAUAUUUUACUGUCUUUAUAUGUAAGGGUCAGUGGAUGUUUCACAAGCAAUUUCAGUACAGAACUAACAAUUAAUUAAUUAUCUAUAAAUCAUUAUAUUUACAAUAAACCAGCACUGGGUACUGCCUUUCAAGCAUUAAAGUCAAACAAUGUUA